AUGGGUUUGACGAAUCUAUUCAAUCGGAAGAAGAACAACGGUAAAGAUAAGUCCAUCGUUGAAGAAACAAAUCCCACAAAAACAACGCCUGUGGUAUCUCCUGUCAAUUCGUUUGACUCUCGUUUGCGGAUCCAGGAGGAAUUAGAGCAUGUGUUCAAGAAAUUCGAUGUUAAUGGCGACGGGAAGAUCUCGUCGUCGGAGCUGGGGUCGAUCAUGGGAAGCCUUGGUCACCGGCCGUCGGAUGAGGAAUUGGAUCGAAUGAUCGUGGAGGUGGACGCCGACGGCGAUGGGUUUAUUGAUUUGGGAGAGUUCAUCGAGUUGAACACGAAGGGGAUCGAUUCCUCGGAGUUGUUGGAGAAUCUGAAAAACGCGUUUUCGGUUUUUGAUAUUGAUAAAAACGGGGCGAUCACGGCGGAUGAGUUGCAGAACGUUUUGGGUAGUUUGGGGGAGGAGUGUACCAUCGGAGAGUGCCGGAAGAUGAUUGCCGGCGUCGACCAAGAUGGGGACGAGAAGAUCAGCUUCGAUGAAUUCAAGGUAAUGAUGAUGAUGGGAUCACGAUUCGGUGAGAUUGAAUCAAUAUCGAGUUGA
Messenger RNA from Lactuca saligna, 588 nucleotides. The record is from the annotation of a GenBank genome assembly. Lineage: Eukaryota; Viridiplantae; Streptophyta; Magnoliopsida; Asterales; Asteraceae.